Molecule: messenger RNA, 276 nt
Organism: Dibothriocephalus latus
Lineage: Eukaryota; Metazoa; Platyhelminthes; Cestoda; Diphyllobothriidea; Diphyllobothriidae
Source: the annotation of a GenBank genome assembly
AUGGAACUGCGGGGACAAGUUGCCGACGUCAGUAUGCUAAUGCAAAAGAAUAUUGCCGAUCUCAAUGAAAGAGGCACUAAACUGGACGAUCUUUUCACAAAAACGGAGGCGAUGGAAUCAGACGCUUCAAUGUUCCAGACGACAGCCCGUCAGGUGAAGCAGAAACACUACUGGGACAAUUGUCGCACAAAGAUCAUCCUCUUCUCCGCACUGUUCGUUCUCGUUCUCAUAAUUGUGCUGAUCAUACUCUGGCAGACUGGUGUUUUCAACCAGUAG